Striga hermonthica is the source of this 1413-nucleotide messenger RNA. Lineage: Eukaryota; Viridiplantae; Streptophyta; Magnoliopsida; Lamiales; Orobanchaceae. The record is from the annotation of a GenBank genome assembly.
AUGUCAAGUGAACAAGAAUCAGCAAACCUGGUCUUCAUCCCUCUGCCCAUACUCAGCCACCAGGCCGCCGCCGUGCAAACCGCCGGCCUCCUCGUGGAGCGGGACCCACGCCUCUCGGUCACCAUCAUCGUCAUGAAGCUCCCCAUCGACACCAAAAUAAACUCCCACGGCUCCUCCCCCGACGACCGCCACCCUAGGAUAAGGUUCGUGGAGCUUCCACCGGAUGAGCAGAGCUUCGUCAAAUGGGGCAAGACCCCGAGCUCCCUCACAGUACACUACAUCAACAGCCAGAAAGGCCCGGUCAGGGACGUCGUCAAGAGUAUACCUAAGUCGGUCCGUAUCGUGGGCUUCGUGGUCGACAUGUUCUGCACGGCCAUGAUCGACAUAGCCGACGAGCUCGGCCUCCCAUCCUACAUCUUCUUCACGUGCAGUGCCUCGACCCUCGGGCUCUUUUUUGGGCUUCAGGAAUUUCGAGACGGACAGGAUAAGGACCUGGCAGAGUACGAGAACUCGGAGUUUGAGAUUUCGCUUCCGAGCUACGCCAACUCUGUUCCCGCCAAGGUGUGGCCGUCGUUGGUGUUCGACAAGGACAGAGACUUCUUGGGCACCACGAAGAAGUUCAGGGGAACUAAGGGAAUCGUGGUGAACACGUUCCUCGAGUUCGAGCCGCACGCGAUCCGGGCCCUCUCGGGCCACGGGAAUAUACCGCACGUUUACCCUGUGGGCCCAAUCAUCCAGCCGGUGGUCAAAAAAGGCGGUUACGAAGACGUUUUCAAGUGGCUGGACGAGCAGCCCGACUCGUCGGUUGUGUUUGUAUGCUUCGGCAGCAUCCACUGCUUCGAAGCAGGGCAGGCGAAGGAAAUCGCGGAGGGGCUCGAGAAAAGCGGGCAAAGGUUUGUUUGGUCGUUGAGGAAGCCGCCGCCUGCUGGAGGGACACUGGAGUUUCCGGGAGAGUACGAAGAUCCGGGGGAGGUCCUUCCGGAAGGUUUCUUGGAACGGACUUCGGGGGUCGGGAAGGUGAUCGGGUGGGCCCCACAGUUGGCGGUGCUGGCCCACCAGGCGGUCGGGGGUUUCGUGUCGCACUGCGGGUGGAACUCAGUGCUCGAGAGUGUGCGGGGAGGCGUGCCGAUAGCCGCGUGGCCACUGGCUGCCGAGCAGCAGGCGAACGCGUUCCAGCUGGUGAGGGAGCCUGGGAUUGCGGUCCAGGUCAAGAUGGAAUACAACAAGAUUAGCUGCAGUGAGAUUGUGCCGGCCGAGAGGAUAGAGAGGGCCGUGAGGGAGCUGAUGGGCCCGGAGAAUGCGGUCCGGCGGGCUAAGGUGAGGGCUUUGCGCGACACGAGUCGGGUUGCCAUGUCGAGAGGAGGUUCGUCGUAUGAUUACUUGGGCCGUUUUAUCGACAGUAUUUUUGGAUAA